UUGUUUUUUAGAAGAAAAAAUUCGAAGUUAUUUGUUUUCGUUACCCUAACGACUGCCGUUUAUGAACAGAGGACACAGCCUAGACGCGUGCGUACUUGUGCUUUUAGGCCUAGUUUUCGUUUACUUAGUAUGUGCAUUUCAACUCAAUUUUUUGUUAGAUAUAAUUUCUAUGAUGAUUGGAGAAGAACACUAAUUGUGUGUGGAUGGAUGCUUUUUAAGUUGAAUUAGGUAAAAUUGGUUUUAAUGUGAUGUGCUUUAUGUUUAAAUUGAGUUCAAAAUUAUGCAAAUUUGACAUCGAGGUCAACAAAAUUACUCUUAUUCAAUUUGUUUUUUUCAAAAUUAUGGUUGUUCUAAAAAAAGAAGACUCAAAUUGGUUUUGGUACCCCAAUUGUCGAAAGUAGUGACAAUACUUACAGCGAGCUUGCUCUUUUUGUGAAUUUUAAUGCAAAUAUUUGUUGUGCUGAAUACUGAGCUGUAAUUUCAAUUUUGAUUGCAACACUAAAAGUAGCGAAUAAGCUCUUCUAAGUUUUAGGCUUGUAGACCUAAUAAACUGUUCUAGGAUAGUUGGAAUUAUCUGUGACCGUGAGCAAGAUCAGUCAGUUGUGGAAUUUAUUAGCGGGAGUUGUGUGUAAUCAUUCCAAAGUUUUAAAUUGCUUUCUCAGUUACAUUUUCCUCGUGGUCCUUAAUGCUUUAGGAAACGGCAGAGAAAUGCAGCUGAUGUGGCAAUUGCAAUCACAUACCAUUUUAAAAAUCCUCGAUUCAUGCAGUCAUGAAUCCGGACUGUUAGGGAAUAACUUUUUAGCGCUGUGUGCAAGUGGUUACUAUGAUGGGACUGUAUUUCACCGCAACAUCAAGGGUUUUAUGAUUCAAGGUGGAGAUCCCACUGGAACUGGCAAAGGGGGAACCAGUAUAUGGGGCAAGAAAUUUAAUGACGAGAUACGAGAAUCACUGAAGCAUAAUGCUAGGGGAAUAUUGGCAAUGGCUAACAGUGGUCCAAAUACUAACGGAAGUCAGUUCUUCAUAACUUACGCAAAACAGCCACAUUUAAAUGGGCUAUACACUGUGUUUGGAAGAGUAAUUCAUGGAUUCGAAGUUCUUGAUCUCAUGGAAAAGACUCAAACUGGAGCAGGAGAUCGACCACUUGCAGAGAUAAGGCUCAAUCGUGUAACAAUACACGCUAAUCCUCUUGCUGGUUGAUUUUUGUCUCAACAGUUUUUUCUUUUGUAAAAUCUAAGUUUAGGACAGGGGAAUUAUUCUUAAGACUGAUUUGAGUGUCUUUCUUUCGUGCUUACCAACUUCCAAUUCAAAGAAGCAUUUUGAGAAAGUAGUAAAAAUGUAUAUUGAAUUGCGAGUUUGGUGCUAUAUUUAGCUUUGUAUCAUGAUUCUCAUAUAGUGCU
This is a messenger RNA of Vigna umbellata (rice bean), 1397 nucleotides long. The record is from RefSeq and is a predicted model, not a curated record. NCBI's taxonomy places the organism in Eukaryota, Viridiplantae, Streptophyta, Magnoliopsida, Fabales, Fabaceae.